Molecule: messenger RNA, 1585 nt
Organism: Chara braunii
Lineage: Eukaryota; Viridiplantae; Streptophyta; Charophyceae; Charales; Characeae
Source: the annotation of a GenBank genome assembly
GCGAUCUGCAACGGGCAGAAUGGCGCGCAGUGGAAGUUGAGUCGGAUAUUGCCGGGGGGGGAAGUACACGUGGCAGGAGGAGGAGAGAAGAGAGAAGGGCUUGCGUACGGGGAAGAGAGAAGCGGCAAAGGAGGACGGGGCGCAUCUAUCCGCAAAUUGGGGCGGGGGAGAGGAGGAGAGAGGAGAGAGAAGAGAGGAGGGAGGUGAAGAGGAUGAAGAGGAGAAGGUGCGUGUUUUUCUUGUGGCUGUGUGCGGCUUCUCUUUUUGUCGUUUUCCUGUCGUUGGCUGAGCAGGCAAACAGUUUCGCGGGAAGAGAGGACGGCGCGCAGUCGAAGGGGCAGAUUGAUCAGGUGGUAGUAGAAAAGGUCGGCGAUGGCGGGAAGGAGGAGGGAAAUGGCGGGAAGUUGGAAUACGUGGAGGAAGGUGGUGAUGAAACCAAGAGCAGGGGGGUGAGCGGAGGAGGAGGAGGAGGGGGAGGAGGAGGAGGAGGAGAAGAGGAAGAAGAAGAAGGAGGCAGGCACGUAGCAGGGCAAGAAGAAGGGGAAGCCAUGGGCGCGGUGACGAAAACGAGGAAGGAUAGACGACGUCAGCGGGCGGUAUCUGUGGAAAAGGAGGAGGAGGAAGAGGAGGAGGAGGAGGAGGAGAAGGUGGCGCAUGGGGAGGAAGAAGAGGAGCAAGAUGAGAUCCAUACUGGUCGCCAUUCAUCUCCUUCAUCUCCCUCAUCACCAUCUUCUUCUUCUUCUUCUUCUUCUUCUUCUUCCCUCACCAUCGCUAAGUCAUCGUCGAAAUCCGAGCUCGCUGGCGAUGGCGGUGGCGGGAAGGAGAGGGAAAGAAAGAAAGGAAAAGAAGAAGAGGAGGAAGAAGAAGAACAAGGCGACAACGACGACGACGACGACGAAGAAGAAGAAGAGGAAGCGGGUGGUAGUUCAUCUAGGUCUUCUCCUAAAACCACCUCCGCAGGCAGAUCGUCGAUGGAUGAUAACUCUCCAUCCUCUUCUUCUUCUCGAUCUCCUCCAUCGUCGCGUCCGUCGCCAUCUCCGCGCCGCCAUCGCCAUCCUUCUUCUUCUUCUUCUUCUUCUUCGAGAAGGAGGAGGGAGGAGGGUGGGUUGUUGUCGGAGCCACCUCCUGUCAAGCGCGAGGAGAUAGAUCCUGGUUCAUGGAAAACAGCAGUGCAUUAUCCCUUCCCAGAAGUGAUUAAGCUGGUGAAUGGUGGGGACCCUCAUGGGUUGUAUCUACUGGGACUAAAGAUGUUGUUAUCUGCUCCUGGCAUGGGGAGAGAUGUAAGGAAGGCCGUCGACUUGCUUCGUCAGGCUGCAGAUGGGGGGAACGAGCAUGCGCAGUCGGUCUUGGGGUGCCUAUACGGAGCGGGCCAUGGGGUGGAGCAGAGCGACGCCAAAGCAUAUCUCUACCACACAUUCGCGGCGAAUGGAGGGAGUGUGCAGUCCAAGAUGGCCCUGGGGUACACAGCAUUCCGCCAGCAGGUUAGUGUGCGAGGUUAAUCCGAUUGCUAACCCGCUAGUUAAUUCUGUAUGCUAGGUCACAGUUUUCUGAAUGCUGCCGUGAAAAUUGCCCGCCAUUCUCUGUC